CAGCAACGUCAGGUCACCAUGGACCAGCUGAUCCCCAUUAUCAACAAGCUACAGGACGUGUUCAGCGCCAUCGGACAGUCUCCUAUCAAUCUGCCGCAGAUUGUGGUCAUUGGUAGUCAGAGUAGCGGCAAGUCGUCUGUGCUUGAGAACAUUGUGGGCAAAGAUUUCUUGCCGCGUGGAUCGGGCAUCGUUACGCGUCGUCCCCUCGUGCUUCAGCUCUACAACUCGUCAGCUACUAUCCCUGUCGAGGGCGCGGAGGAGACGGCUGAGGAAUGGGGCGAGUUCCUCCACGUACCCGGACAGAAAUUCACCGAUUUCAACGAGAUCCGACGCGAGAUUGAGAAGGAAACGGACCGUAUCACCGGCAAGAACAAAGGCAUCAGCAACAAGAGUAUCAAUCUCAAGGUGUUCUCUCCUUACGUACUCAAUCUCACACUUGUGGAUCUGCCUGGUAUCACCAAGGUGCCAGUAGGAGAUCAACCCGUUAACAUCGAGGAGCAGAUCCGAGACAUGUGUACUGAGUUCAUCUCGAACCCGAACUCCAUCAUCCUAGCCGUCACGUCAGCUAAUACUGACCUGGCUAACAGUGAUGCACUCAAGAUGGCACGAGAGAUCGACCCGAAUGGAGAGCGUACCAUUGGUGUGCUUACGAAGCUGGAUCUCAUGGACGAUGGCACCGACGCCAUGGACAUGUUGCAAGGACGCGUCAUCCCACUUAAGAGAGGAUACGUGGGCGUCGUGAACCGCAGUCAGGCGGACAUCAACUCCCAACUGUCGAUUCGCGACUCUCUAGCCAAAGAACAGAACUUUUUCAAGACCCAUCCUGCCUACCGAGCUAUCGCCUCGAGGAUGGGGACGCAGUAUUUGUCCAAGACGCUCAACACCAUUCUCAUGCACCACAUUCGCGACUGUCUACCGGAAAUCAAGUCCAAAAUCAGCAGUAUGAUCUCCGAUCUUGACCAGGAACUCGGCGAAAUGGGCUCCCCCACGGAACAGAUGACGGCCACUGAAAUGGGCGGGUGUUUGCUUAGUUUGCUGUCCCAUUUCUCGAGCAACUUCACCAAUUCCUUGGAUGGACGCAACCAUCAACUGGUGGAGAUGGACGAACUCUACGGAGGUGCACGUAUCAACUACAUUUUCAACGAAAUAUUUUCCAAGUCGCUGCGUGAAGUGAACCCGUUUGACGGACUCAGUGACGAAGACAUCCGCACCACCAUUCGCAACGCUAACGGUCCGCGACAGUCGCUGUUUGUCCCUGAGGUAUCUUUCGAAUUGCUGGCGAAGCGUCAGAUUAGUCGCUUGGAGCAGCCUGGCCUGCAGUGUGUGGAUCUGGUCUUUGACGAGCUACAGCGUGUGACGUCGCAGUGUGAAACGAUCGAGCUGACGCGCUUCCCCGAGCUUCGUGACCGUGUCAUGGAAGUGGUCAAUGGCAUGCUGCGAGCGUCGCUGAUCCCCACACAGGCUAUGAUUCAGAACCUCAUUCAGAUUGAGCUGGCCUAUGUGAAUACAAAUCACCCAGACUUUAUUGGAGGCAGUCGUGCAGUGGCGCAAUUGAUGGAGAAGAUGCAGCGCGAGACGAUGGCGUCGGCUGGAGCUCCUAGCAACAAUAUGAUUAACCAGGAUCCUCGACGUGCAGGACAAGCACCAAAGCAGAACGCGGCUCCUGCGGGACAUGCUGGAUCAGCGGAGGAGAAACAGGACGGUAACGGUCUCCUGUCUUUCUUUGGAGGUGGGCGUAAGAAAAGCGGAGAUGCUGCCACGAGCUCAAAGCCUGCAGUUGUAAAGCUCCCUCAGGUGCCUGUGAGCAUGCGGCAAGGCGAUGACCCCACAGACCGAGAACGCAUCGAGACGGAAAUUAUCAAGAGUCUGCUUGCGUCUUACUUUGACAUUGUUCGGAAGAACUUCCUGGAUUUGGUGCCGAAAGCCAUUAUGUGCUUCAUGGUGGGUCACUCGAAGGAGAAUAUUCAGAACGAGCUGGUGUCAUCUUUGUACCGUGAGGACAAGCUGAACGAGUUGCUGGCGGAGACUGGGGACAUUGCGGCGCGACGCUCGAACUGUGAUGAGAUGCGGACGCUACUGCAACGCGCAUUAGAGAUCGUGAACGAGGUUCGCGACUUCAAUACGUUCAAGUGA
This is a messenger RNA of Phytophthora infestans T30-4, 2133 nucleotides long. RefSeq names its product dynamin-2. The record is from RefSeq and is a predicted model, not a curated record. The transcript has a single exon. Lineage: Eukaryota; Oomycota; Peronosporomycetes; Peronosporales; Peronosporaceae. Gene Ontology annotation, molecular function: microtubule binding; GTP binding; GTPase activity. Bases 19 to 2133 code for a protein of 704 amino acids. Gene Ontology annotation, cellular component: microtubule; membrane; cytoplasm.